AUGAAAACCAUAAUUAAAGAAAUCAUUCAAACAGACCAAGGAUUUCAUUAUCUCUUUACAGUUGAUAAUAGAAUUCAGAUUGUUGACGUUAAUAAAGCAAUUAUCAUAAGAGAGAUUGAUCUACGUAAUGAUACUGUUUUAUGUACUCCACAUAAAGUUAUGUACAAUGAAGGAAGAGUAUGUUUUGUGUCACAAAAUGGAAUUGAGUUCUUUUCUGUUUAUGGUGGAUCAUUUGAAUUUAUAGGAUUAAUUAACCAAGCCCAAUUAAUUGAUGAAAAUAAUUCACCAAUUUAUAUAACUGAUGUAAGUUUAGAUAAAGAACUAAUUACAUUUUCAUCGAAUAUAGGGAAAGUAUUAUUAAUGGACUAUCCAUCAUUAAAAAUGAUAUGUCAAAUUCCAUUAACUAAAACUCCAUUAAGAUGUAUUAAAUUAUCAAGGGACGAUUCAAUGUUAUAUGGUAUUGAUGUUAAUGGAAUUUUUGUAGCAGUAGAAUUACAUCACUUUAAAUUGUACGUAAUGAGAGUUAAAGCUGAAGAAGAUUUAAGAGAAUACUUUAGUACAAUAGACGAUAUGAAUUUAACACUUACAAAAGAUGGAUGUCUUAUUCAAUGUGAUGGACAAGUAGCACAAUACCGAAUAGAUAUGCCAUCAAUAUUUAAAUAUCAAAUAAAAGGUGUUCAAGAUGUUAAAUGUAUAAAUGAUAAAAUAUAUAUUUCAACACUUAAUCAAAUAUAUGUUUUUGAUCAAUGUAAUGAAGAAGCAAUUCAACAAUUUACUUUUAAUUCACAACCACAACAAACCAUGAAAACUGUUAUUAUAUUUCCAAAUAUUUUAAUUUACACAAUCAACGGAAUAACUUCUUAUAAAAUUCCUAAUAUUCCACAAAGAAUGUCAGUUAUUCCAAAAAAGUCUUUAAAUGUUCUUUUUAAAUCAAUUAAAAUACCAAAUAACUUAACACUUCUUCAAAUUCAAUUAGGAAAUGAUAGAGAAAUUUAUGGGUUUGAUUUAAAUGGUAUUAUUUAUCAUUGUUGUCUUCCUAAAUUAUUACCAUCUACUUCUCAAAUUUAUUUUAAAAUGGAAAAUUCAAAAACUGAAUUUGAAAGAUGUUGUAUUACAUCUAAUGGUAAUUAUGGUUUAUUUUCUGCUGGUAAUAAACUUCUUCUUCAAGAAUUAAAAACUGGAAAUACUCAUUUAUUGUAUACUCCAAAACAAUUACCUGAUGAUAGUGUUAAUAUUAUAAGUGCUUGUCCUUCUAAUUCUUUUAUUAUAGGAAUAGGAUGUUUUAAUGGUAAUGUCUUUGAAAUAAAUACUAAUAAUUCAAUUCCAAUACAUGUAACUUCUCAUUUAAAUUCUCCAAUUAUUGGAAUUGGAUUUAUUAAUAAAAAAAUUAUUUCAUUAUCAGAAAAUGGAAUAUUAAAUUUUGAUGGAAAAACAUUACACCUAUCUAUCUCUCCAAUUUCUAUGGACACAUUUAAUGAAUUUAUUAUUAUUAAUGAUCUUCAUUCAGUAACACUAUAUUCAAUAAAUAACUGGAAAGUAUUAUAUAAAUUUGAAAGUUCAUCACCAAUUAUUGAUGCAAAAUUUUCAUGUGAUGGAAAGUUUAUUAUUUGUGUUUCUAAAGAUAGGUGUAAUGUUUUAAGAAGUUCAGAUCUUGGCAUUUGUACAUAUCUUCUAGUUUCUUCACUUCAAAACCAAUUAAAAUUAAAUACUCAAAUUAUUGGAAUGACUGUUUCUAAAAUUAUUCCUUGUCAAUUUGCUGUUUCUUUUCAAGGAGGUGUUGUGAUGUUAAUUGAACCCAGAACUUAUUCUGAUUGGAUUUAUUAA
This is a messenger RNA of Entamoeba dispar SAW760, 1824 nucleotides long. RefSeq lists its product as uncharacterized. The record is from RefSeq and is a predicted model, not a curated record. Gene Ontology annotation, molecular function: protein binding. The coding region runs from base 1 to 1824 and encodes 607 amino acids. Lineage: Eukaryota; Evosea; Mastigamoebida; Endamoebidae. The transcript has a single exon.